This is a messenger RNA of Penicillium macrosclerotiorum, 1839 nucleotides long. Its product is annotated as MFS transporter. The transcript is spliced from 3 exons. The record is from RefSeq and is a predicted model, not a curated record. Gene Ontology annotation, molecular function: transmembrane transporter activity. Gene Ontology annotation, cellular component: membrane. The coding region runs from base 1 to 1839 and encodes 612 amino acids. Gene Ontology annotation, biological process: transmembrane transport. NCBI's taxonomy places the organism in Eukaryota, Fungi, Ascomycota, Eurotiomycetes, Eurotiales, Aspergillaceae.
AUGCCCGCCUUCAAGGGCAGUGCAAACCAGUCCAUCGAUAAGCGUGACUUCGAUACGAACCGACCGCUACUCCAAGACAGAGACGGAAAUUCGGAUAAUGAACUACCAAGCCAAGGCUUCCGCCGGUUCUCGAGACCAGUGUCGCAUCGCUCCCGACUUUCAGGCGAUACAGGGCGUGGCGCGCUGAGCGAAGAUGGGCUCUUAAGUGACGUGGUGGAUGGAAUUGUCGAGCGAGACCGGAAGAAGAUCCGUAAAGAAGUAAUUCGGGUGGUCAGCUUUAUCUGGGGAAUCAUAACUUGCCUUGGGGCAGGUAGCAUCACCGCGUUCUCCCUAUACGGGCAUCUCCUGCUGACCCGGCUUCGGUACACCCAACUUCAAGUCAACGCCGUCUCUAUUGCAGCAGAGAUCGCCAUGUACUUGUUGGUCCCGCUAUUCGGGUAUCUCUGCGAUCGAUAUAGUCCUUCCCCAUUGUCCUUAUUCUCGGGGUUGGUAUUUGGAUUGGGCUAUCUCCUAGCCGCGUUCGCCUACAAGAGCGGACCUCCGCCGGACGCUGGCGGGUCGGGCUGGCCGUUCUGGGUGAUGGUUGUGGCGUUCAUUGCUAUUGGCAUGGGUACGAGCUGUAUGUAUCUCGCCGCUGUUGCAACGUGCGCCAAGAAUUAUGGCCGAGGAAAACACAAGGGGAUCAUGCUGGCAGUUCCCAUUGCAGCCUUUGGUCUCAGUGGGAUGUGGCAGGGACAGGUCGGAACGUAUCUUCUAUAUGAACGCAAUCCGGAUGGCAGCCCUGGCGAUGUGGAUGUAUACCGAUAUUUCCUAUUUCUCGCUUUUCUGUUGCUGGGCAUCGGAAUAAUUGGCACAUUUACAUUGCGUAUAGUUGAUGAUGAUGAAGAAGAGAGAUAUAUCGACGAGACUGUCGAGGAGCUGGAGCGAAGUGGGUUGCUUGAGGAGAGUGAUUUCUUCCGGCCACGGGCUGAAAUCAGACCUGAAGUCGAAUAUGGCACCUUUGCCUCCAAUGCCAAUGAUGAAGACUCCAUGACCAUCUCAGAAGAGGAACGGCGGCAAAGGAGACGUGAGAAGGAACGGGAAGAAGAAGAACGCCGGAAGAAGAAUUGGUUGCUCAAUUACGAGACGCGGGUCUUUCUACAAGACCCGACAAUGUGGUGGCUAGCAGCAGGCUUCUUCCUGGUAACAGGUCCCGGAGAAUCCUAUAUCAACAAUGUGCAUCUCCACCUGCUGGCCUCCCCUUCCACCCAUGUCACCACUGUUGCAUUGACCUCGACCAUUGCCCGCCUCCUCACUGGCUCUCUUUCCGACUUCUUCGCUCCUCCUGCGACUCAUCUGUUCCCUCCAAUACCAGAGGAAGCGCAUUCCCGAUUCCCAGCACCAGCAAGUGCACACAGCCGUCUAACCCUGUCUCGUAUGACAUUCCUUCUCCCUUCGGCUUUCCUCCUUUCCCUCGGUUACCUUAUUCUCGCAUCCCCAAUCCCACUUCAGGAGCCAUCAACCUUCCACCUCACCACUGCCCUCGUAGGAUUCGGCUACGGCAGUGCAUUCUCUUUGACUCCAAUUAUCAUUUCUGUCGUGUGGGGCGUUGAAAACUUUGCCACGAAUUGGGGCAUUGUUGCGAUGAUGCCCGCGCUCGGGGCUGCCCUUUGGGGAGUAGUUUACUCCAGCGCCUAUCAAAAUGCCGUCGAUGCUGGCACUGGCACUCCUGAUGGGCAAUGCCAUGGUUGGAGAUGCUAUGGCUUCUGGGCUGCCGGCUGUACGGUUAGCGUGUGGGUCGCCAUUGGCGUCUGGGGGUUUGCUUGGAAGGGAUGGAAGCGGCGAGGGAUUGUUGUCUAG